UUGUGUCUUCAACUUUUACAGCAAGCGUGGGGAUCUGGUGGGAAAGCGAGGUCUUCAGGCUGUUGCUCCACCACCUGUUUGUGUAUAAGAAACAGCCCACAACCAUGAAGCAGCUGCCAAUGCUCCUGCUGGUGGUGAUGGCAGUGUCUGGUGUGGCCAGCGGAGAGGCAUACUUUGAAACACUGUACGAGAUGAUGGUGGAAGCCAAGGACUCGCUGAAGGAGGUGGCCACAUCUGUCAACGAGGGGCUCAAGACAGUCGCACACACAAUAAAAUUUGUGGAGACCUUCAUCGACUCAACUGUGGAGGAGGACUGCAUAUAUAAGUGUCCCAGGAAGAGGAUCCCAGUGAGGAACGUGAACCACGUGCCACAGGCGAAUGGGUGUGGCUCCCUCGGCAUGUUCUUUGAGAAGGAGGACUUGCCACGCGGUGAGAUGGUCGACUGCUGCAACGACCACGACCUCUGCUAUGACACAUGCGGCGCAGACAAGGAGGACUGUGACAGGAGGUUCAAGAGGUGUCUGUACAGCACAUGUGAUGUUGGCAGAGAGGAGGGGAACAUCAUAGCAGAGAAGAAGUGCAAGGGAGGGGCCAAGUUGCUGUACACGGCCACCAUGGCACUAGGCUGUACGUCUUUCAAGGAGGCACAGAGGGAGGCCUGCCGGUGUGUGGACGCCGAGGACAUCCCCGGCACACGCAAUGAGUUAUAAUGGGCAUGCUGAAUCUGUCUUCUGAAAUAUCUUGCUAAUUUAUCAUGACUACUUGGGUUAGUGGAGAUUAUUAGUGUUUCAGGGGUGUUUGGAAGAGCAUUCACUAAGGGUAACUAUUCCCAAAUGCCACAACCAAAGUCCUUCAUAAGAGGCACCAUCCGGGCCCUGAUAGACUAGGGAAACUGAAUGUAAAUGUGAGAAAAAUGUAAUAGUUGAGGGAAGAAUAUUAAUGGAAAGACAAUAAGAUGGAUGUAAAUGUGGUGGAGAUGCCAAGGAUGUAUCACAGAGGAAGAUGCAAGGGACAAACAGCUGGAGGAGACUCGUACAUGGCACCAACCCCUCAUAUUAGGGAAACAAUGAAAGAAGUGGCAAUAGUUUUAGUAAUUCAUGUCAUUAUUCAGGAGAACAUACCCAUGAAAACAAAUAAUCAUCUGGGCAUUUGAAUAUAUUGUAUUUUUAAAUGAUUUGCCACUGUACCACCACUUUUAAUUAUCUGAUGGAUGUUAAUGAUCUUCAAGGAUGUUUGUGUAAUUUCAGUGAUAGUUUUCGUAUUCCACAUCAUCAGAGAGGAGAAAAACACCCAUGGGAACUUGAAUAUAAUUAUCUCGGUGGCUUUUGAUAAUAGUCAGAUAAAAGAGAGAUUUAAGAAUACAAGUAGCAAUAGUGAAAUGGAAGCCAAGUAUUAUCUGUGUGUGUGUGUGUGUGUGUGUGUGUGUGUGUGUGUGUGUGUGUGUGUGUGUGUGUGUGUGUGUGUGUGUGUGUGUGUGUGUGUGUGUGUGUGUGUGUGUGUGUGUGUGUGUUUAGAUCAUUGUGAUAGUAAUGGAUGUGGACUUAAUUAUACACAGAUUCUCUUAGUGCUUGUUACUGUUGAAUCAUCCACAAGUCUUUAAGUAAAUAGGUUAUAUAUAAACUGUCCUAGCAUCAUUAUACUCAGGGGCAAGACAGUCAGUCACCUCGGGAAGAAAUAACAAAGAAAUAACAUACAGCAAGUUUAGAGUAUGGAUGUGAAUGUUUUAACCCUUUCACUGCAACAGAAAACAAUUAGCACCAUCAGAAGCAAUGUGUGAAGUCUUUAUAAGCAUCUACAAGAAAGUUAGUGAUGAAAAAGAAUACAUUUUGCAGUUUCUUCCUAGUUCAUUGAUUGGAUGUGGCUGCAGAACAAGUAAAAAUGUCUCAGGUUGAUUGGUAAAUAGAGAAAGGUGUACCAGGUGGUAGUUAAAGGGUUAAAUGUUCAUGAUGGGAGUGCUGGAUGUCACAAAUCAUUUAUAACUUAUCCAGAACUCACCUAUGUCAAUUGAUUCUACAUGGAAGUGAAAGAAAAUGUUUGUAGAGUGUAAUGACUCGGUGUUUAGUGCCUAGUUGAAAAUUUCUCGCUUGUGCGGUAAAAUAAGUCCUACAUUUGUGCUAUUUUUUGUACGUAAUAGCUAGAGGUUAUAAGUUAUGCAUUAUGGAAAGUAAAAGAUGUAUUGACUCAGUGUUUUGUAUUGAGUUCAAGGAAAACUUCUGUGUCUGUGAUAAAAUUACGGCUGUAUUACUCCAUUUUUUGUACACGGGUAACCAGAGGCUGUAUGUUACGUUAUGCAAGAUGGAAUGUGAAGUUAAGUGUUUCUUCAGCAAAGUGUAAUGACUCAGUGUUUUGUGUCUUGAGUUGAAGGAAAACACUUGUGCGAUAUAAAGCUGUCUUACAAGAAAGUGAAGCCUUAUAUUUGCUCUGUACAUGGGUGGCUUGUGUUUACAUUAAGUUAUGCUUGGUGGAAAUUAAAAUAGAACGUCCCAUUAACUAAGCAUAAUGACUCCGUCUUUGUGUGUUGAGUUGGAAGAAAAAUAAAGGAUAUAUUUACUCUAUUUUCUAUACACAGGUGGCCCAAGGCUGUAUGUUAAGUUGUGCAAGAUGGAAUGUAAAACUAAAUGUUACUAGAGCUAAGUGUAAUGACUUAGUGUUUUGUGUGUGUGAUUAAAAGAACAUCCUUGUGUGUGAUAUAAACUUGAGUCUUUCAUUCGCUAUCUAUGUGCUGCUGAGUGUCCAUGUCUUGUGAUGUCCCUGGGUCUGUGCAUAGUAAAGUGAGGCAGCUGUGUGUGUGUGUGUGUGUGUGUGUGUGUGUGUGUGUGUGUGUGUGUGUGUGUGUGUGUGUGUGUGUGUGUGUGUGUGUGUGUUUGAUUCAUUACCAGUCACUCUCAAGUCGGGUGCAUCCCUCAGUGUUCCCAGUGUUUUAAAGAUAAAAUGCCUUAAAAAAAAACUAAUUUUUGUAUUACAUUUGUGGGUUUGGUUUUGAUUAUGUUACCUAAAACUUAAGAAAGCAAUAGACUGAAAAUAACGGUAUAUAAAAUGCAAGAACUUAAGAAAGCAAUAGACUGAAAAUAACAGUAUAUAAAAUGCAAUAUAAAUGAAAAUAACACUUAAAAAAGAGCAAUAUAAAUAACAACAAAGAGAGCAAUAUAGAUAGACAAAUAUAAAGCCAGUAGUCUUCCUGUAAUUAAUUACCGGUUACCUGCUGAUCAUCAUUAUCUGUGCUACCUGCAAAGCUUUCAUAGGCAAAAGAUACAAAAUAGAAAGCAACACAGGUGGAAACAUGUAUGAAGCUACCAAUGUUACUUCAAUUAGUGUUACCUGGAUAAUGAACACUUGGUACCUGCAAAAAUUUGACAAGCAUUAACCUACUCACUGCAACACAUAUCCUUUACCUACAUUUUUCUAGAGAUGAUGCUUUGUCUAUUAGUCUCCUAAGUUAUUCUGCACCCUGGAAAAUGCAAAAUGAACUGCUAUUCUUUGUUUUUUAUCUGUCUCUAUCCAAACAUUACUUAGUGUCUGGGUCCCAUCAGAGUGAUUGUAGCAAACUGACAUUACUAAAGACAAAACUACACAGGUAAAUAGAGAUGGAAAUAUAUAACCAUACUUGAUUUAAUUACACUUUUUUCUAUGUAGGAGGGGCAACAACCUAGAGCAAAAGAAUUAGAAGGGGAAAGAAAAGGCCCAAUGAGGUGCCGGUUCCCAGAGUCAGAAACAGUCGUUAAAAAUUAGCGAACAACUUGCAAGUGACUACCUGUGCUUACAAUGCUGAGGAUAACACUAAAAACAGAUAUCGAUAAAAAUAUGCCACUAACUUUGCAUUAAUUGUUACCUGACUAAUGACAUUACCUGUGCUACCUCUGUUCAGGAGAUUGAGAGUAUUACAUAGAAAAAAAUAACAAAGAAUGGAAAUAGCAAUGCAUUAUUUUUAUUUUAAUUACCUGUUAUCUGAUUAAUGACUUCACCUUUGAUAUCUGUGUUUGAGUUACCUGUUACCUGUCCUACCUGUGUUUAGAAGGCUGAGAAUAAAUCAAUACAAUUACUACCCCAUUA
This is a messenger RNA of Scylla paramamosain (green mud crab), 4050 nucleotides long. RefSeq names its product group XIIA secretory phospholipase A2-like. The transcript is spliced from 3 exons. Bases 105 to 710 code for a protein of 201 amino acids. Gene Ontology annotation, biological process: lipid catabolic process; arachidonate secretion; phospholipid metabolic process. The record is from RefSeq and is a predicted model, not a curated record. Gene Ontology annotation, molecular function: calcium ion binding; A2-type glycerophospholipase activity. Lineage: Eukaryota; Metazoa; Arthropoda; Malacostraca; Decapoda; Portunidae. Gene Ontology annotation, cellular component: extracellular region.